CCAAACGUCGUUAGAAAGAUCGUUAUAUCCCACAUAUUUAAAUACCCAAAUAGUCUCCCAAUCCUGGAGCCCAUUUCUCAUCGUACCUCCUCUCUCUAGGGCAGCUUCUCAGAUCUGCCCCCUCUAAGCUUUUCAAAAUGGGGUUGUCUUUUACCAAGUUGUUCAGUCGUCUUUUUGCUAAAAAAGAAAUGCGAAUUCUUAUGGUUGGUCUCGAUGCUGCUGGUAAAACUACCAUCUUGUAUAAGCUUAAACUUGGAGAGAUCGUGACCACCAUUCCAACAAUUGGAUUCAAUGUUGAAACUGUGGAAUAUAAAAACAUUAGUUUUACGGUUUGGGAUGUUGGAGGCCAGGACAAGAUUCGACCUUUAUGGAGACACUACUUCCAAAAUACACAAGGGCUGAUUUUUGUGGUUGAUAGCAAUGAUCGUGAUCGUGUUGUUGAGGCUAGGGAUGAGCUGCAUAGGAUGUUGAAUGAGGAUGAGUUGAGGGAUGCAGUGCUGCUUGUAUUUGCUAACAAGCAAGAUCUUCCGAAUGCAAUGAAUGCUGCUGAGAUCACUGACAAACUCGGUCUCCACUCUCUUCGUCAACGCCACUGGUACAUCCAAAGUACAUGUGCCACCUCUGGGGAAGGGCUCUAUGAGGGUCUUGACUGGCUCUCCAACAAUAUAGCAAACAAGGCUUAAAUUGAUGAUAAAAACUUCGGCAGCCUCUUGUUUUGAAUGUGUUAUAGUGGGAUGUCAUUAUCUUCUGUUUAUGAAUUUCUUACAGUGUUACUAUUCUAAGAAUGUAUUUUGUUUAGAUAAUUACUACAAAGUGAUUGAUGCCAUUUGGCCCUGUAGAUUUAAAUAAUUCAAGAUUUUUAGAGUCUCCCUUCCAUUCCAUACA
Messenger RNA from Prunus avium (sweet cherry), 885 nucleotides. Its product is annotated as ADP-ribosylation factor. The record is from RefSeq and is a predicted model, not a curated record. Gene Ontology annotation, molecular function: GTP binding; GTPase activity. NCBI's taxonomy places the organism in Eukaryota, Viridiplantae, Streptophyta, Magnoliopsida, Rosales, Rosaceae.